Messenger RNA from Stegodyphus dumicola, 1212 nucleotides. Its product is annotated as short-chain dehydrogenase/reductase family 16C member 6-like. Gene Ontology annotation, molecular function: oxidoreductase activity, acting on the CH-OH group of donors, NAD or NADP as acceptor. The record is from RefSeq and is a predicted model, not a curated record. Gene Ontology annotation, cellular component: lipid droplet. Lineage: Eukaryota; Metazoa; Arthropoda; Arachnida; Araneae; Eresidae.
UGGCGCCCCCUGCUUUUUCUUCGGUCAAGCGAGAAACCAAUGGACCUGCAUACGAAAAAUGGAAUGCGGAGAGAGUUCAGUGAAAUGUAGAUACCGAGUGACUUUUUAAAUCAUUUUUCAAAUAGAUUUCGUCGUAAAAAUUGCAGAAUAUUUUUUUUAAAAAUGACGCCAACGGUACAUAAUACGAAGAGUUCUAUCUGUGAGACAUUAAAAGAUUUCAUUGUAUUAGUCGGAAAAAUUGUGUUAGCAUUUUUACAAUCUACAUAUCGCUGCAUAGUUCCUAACUCGAAACAAUCCCUGAAAAACGAAAUCGUUUUAAUCACGGGAGCAGGAAAAGGAUUGGGCAAGGAAUUGGCUCUGAAAUUUGCAGAACAAGAAGCUUUGGUCGUGCUGUGGGAUAUUGAUGAGAAAAGUGUCCUGGGAGUGGAAUCCGAAAUACGUGAACGCGGAGGAUCAGCCCGUUCAUACGUUUGUGAUGUGAGCAAUGAAAACCAUGUAAAACAUGUCGGCAAGCUCGUGCAGGGUGAGGUGGGUGACGUCACUAUCUUAGUCAACAAUGCCGGUAUUUUCCAUAAUGUGUUCUUCACUGACCUAGACUGUGAUAAAAUCAGAAGAACAAUAGAAGUCAACCUUUUAGCACAUUUUUGGAUGAACAAGUUUUUCCUCCCUAAGAUGUUGGAAAUGGAGAAGGGGCACAUCGUAGCUAUUUCUUCUAUAGCUGGAUUAUUAGGAUGGCUGUACAUGUCAGAUUACAGUGCAUCGAAGUUUGCCAUGCAUGGUAUGAUGGAAGCUAUUGAAGAAGAAAUAAGAAUACUUGGAAAAAGCAGUAAAAUCUUUUUUACAACAGUUUGCCCGCUAACUUUGGAUAACGGUCUCAACCAGAAUCCAACGACAAGAUGUCCUUUACUGCUUCCCAUUGUAAACGUAAAAGAUGCUGCUUCAGAUAUCAUAGAUGCUGUUCAAAGAGAAGAGCGGUUAGUUACUGUUCCUCGGAGAUGUCUCUUUCCUAUUUUCGUUCUGAGGUUAUUUCCAAGGAAAGUAACUCAACUGAUUCUUGAUUUUCUGCAGUAUAACAUUAUCCCUCACAAUUUAGAAAAGGUAAUUCCCACUCAAGAAGAGACAAACUGAUGCACCUUUGGGAUCUGAGGAUGUAUAUUUGAAUGAACAAAAAAAGUGUACUUAUCAAAAUAAAUUUACAAAUUUCACAUUAAA